Periconia digitata is the source of this 1041-nucleotide messenger RNA. The record is from the annotation of a GenBank genome assembly. NCBI's taxonomy places the organism in Eukaryota, Fungi, Ascomycota, Dothideomycetes, Pleosporales, Periconiaceae.
CUGGACAUCAUGUUUUCCACUGCUUCAUCCAUCCGCACUGCAGCGCAGAGACUCACCCAAACAUCGGCCCACUUACAAUCUCGAACGUCAAUGAGAAUGGCUCACAACAGUACUACAGCAAAGCUCAACACGGGAGCAAAGAUCCCCGCCUUGGGAUUCGGAACGUGGCAAGAUAAAGAGGCGCAGGAGCCAGCCGUCACAAUCGCCUUGAAAACCGGGUAUCGCCAUAUAGACACAGCAAGAAUUUACGGCACUGAGCCUGCCGUUGGCAAUGCCAUCAAAAAGUCUGGCGUUCCGCGUUCUGAAAUCUUUCUUACGACAAAGUUGUGGAAUAAUUCGCACCAUCCCGAUGACGUGGAGAAGGCACUAGAUGAUUCGUUGAAGGACCUACAGACAGAUUACGUGGAUCUUUACUUGAUGCACUGGCCGUCGCCAUUUGCAAGGGGUGAUGAAUCGUUUCCCAAGGAUGGUAACGGCAAAACGAAGACAGGCGAUUCAGACUACGUAGACACGUAUAAGGCGAUGGAGAAGUGCUUCAAGUCUGGGAAGGCGAAGGCUAUUGGCGUUUCGAACUUCAGCAAAGCCGAGCUUGAAAGGCUACUCAAGGAAACAUCAGUUGUUCCCGCCGCCCAUCAGAUCGAGCUGCACCCCUGGUUGCAACAAAAUUCCUUCACCGAAUACCACAAACAGAAAGGCAUUCACGUCACACAGUACUCUCCCUUUGGCAAUUCCAACGAAGUAUAUGACGGUGGAAAGAACAUGGGCAAGCUCAUUGAGGACCCCGUGCUUGUCGAGAUUGGUAAGAAACAUGGCAAGAGUGGAGCACAAGUUGCACUGGCUUGGGGCAUUGCCAAGGGACAUUCUGUCAUUCCGAAAUCGAAGACGGAGUCUCGCAUCAAACAGAACUUGGAAGGCGACUUUACACUACCGGCUGAGGAUGUUGAAAAGAUCACUGGCAUUGACAAGAAGUUGCGUUUCAACGACCCGAGCAAGAACUUUGGGUGGAACUUCUACACCGAUCUGGAUGGAAAGAAAUAAGGC